Odocoileus virginianus texanus is the source of this 2406-nucleotide messenger RNA. The record is from RefSeq and is a predicted model, not a curated record. Lineage: Eukaryota; Metazoa; Chordata; Mammalia; Artiodactyla; Cervidae.
GCCCACUAUUUAUUCAUUAAUUUGACAAUAAUCUCUGGAAUCCUUGUGAAUGUGUCAAUGUAUUCUACUAGAUUCUGGAGAUAUAAUGGGGGAAAUGAAUGAAUGAUGUCUCUCUCCUCAUGGAGCUGACAUUUAAGUAGCAGCAGAUGAAUGCUUGGAAGUGGUUAUGACUGUACACGCACACAUCAUAGAGUCUAAGGGGAAUGGAUUCCAGAAGGUUCUGACAGGAGUUGUUUCAGAGACUGCAGAGAAGCGUGAGCCAUGUGGGGCCUAGGGGUGGGCACUCCUGGCAGAAGGAAGGGUAGAUGCAAAUCCCGGGGGCAGGAGCAUCCCUGAUGUGUGCCUGAGUCCCUAGACCUGAGCGAGGGUAAGCAGAGAGCGGGGAGCCGUGAGGAGGCACCUGGGUACCCAGGCCCGGAGCGCCAAAAGCCCUCAUGAGCCAGCGGUGGGGACUCUGAAGCAGUGAGGAGGAGGCAAGAUUUCGGUCACCUGCUGCCGCCACAGCUCAAGGGAGGCCCACUUUGAUGUUGGGUGAUGAUCGUAUGUAUGUGAGCAUGUGUGCGGUUAAGCGAACAUGGUCUGAAUUUGUGUGUGUGUGUGAAUGUCUGUGUGUUUAUGUAUGUUUGAGUGUAUGUGUGCCUGAGUGAUUAUGUGUGUCAGCAUGAGUGUAUGUGUAUUCACGUGUGUAUAAGUGUCUGCAUGUGUAUCUUUAGGCAUUCGUGUCUCUGUAUAUGUACAUGUGUUUAUAUGUGUGUGUGUGUGUGUGCGUGUGUGUGUGUGUGUGCGUGCGUGCAUGCGCAGUUUAUGUCUGCAUCUCUGACAAUACACAAAGCAGGGACGGUCCUGGAGGGAAUGAGAUCCUGAUGGGGAGCCUCUCCUGGCAGCCUGGCUGGGGCUCUGUCCUGGCCACGGGUCACAGAACACACCAAAGUCACUGAUGAGGUCACAGAAUAAAGCCAGGAGCCUAGUGACCACAGGAACCUAGCAGCCACUCAGGCUGAGGCCAGCGGAGGCUUCAGCACUGGCCGAGCCAACUCUCGCCCAACAGCUGGAGGUGUGUGCCCCCAGGCACUGGGGUCAUCAUGAAGCAACACUUUUCAGACCGUAGGGGAGAACAGUCACCCAUGGACCUGUCCACCCUCAGCCUGGCCAGCCCAGAGUCCAUGGAGGAAUAUAUGGUUGUGGCACUGAUAAAAAUGUCCUUCCACUUCCCAGGGCCCGUGAAGAGAGAGCAGCUGUCUCCACGGCCAGGCCCAGCCAUUCCCCAUGCAGAGAACAUCUACUUCUCGGGCAGGGGUCGGGGGAUGUUGAGCUGGAGCAGCUCGCCAUCAUCCCAGUCAUCCUCUGAGUACCAGUCCUACUCCCAGUACCAGUCUUGCUAUUCCUGCACUUAUGGGGACCAGGACGCUGCCCAGCAGAGCAUGUGUGCCUUCUACACCCACGUGCAGACCGUGCAGGGUGUGGCUGUGGCCUGGGAGACUGACAGUGGCUUCGAGCCAGUCACCCGACAGCCCCGCAUCCACGAAGCUGAGUUCAUCAAGAGGCAGAGGCGGAAAGGCUCCUCUUUUGAGAUGGCUUCCAAUACGGACCUGCGCUGGGAACUGGAAGCCAGCAAGAACAACACCAGCUCAGAGCCAGAGGACACGGAGCUGCUGGAGCCCCUGGAGUGCUGCCUGCAGGAGCUGCGGGACACCCCAGACUGGCUGGUCACCACCAACUACGGGCUGCGGUGUGUGGCCUGCUGCCGGGUCUUCCCCACGCUGGAGGCACUGCUGAAGCACGCCCAGUAUGGCAUCCAAGAGGGCUUCAGCUGCCAGAUCUUUUUUGAGGAGAUGCUGGAGAGAAGGAGGGCCCGGGACCAAGGGCAGGAACAAGAGCCAGAGGAGGCGCAAGAGUACGCUUCGGACAACAGUGAAUGUCCAAGGCCCCGUGUCAAGCUGCCUUCGUCACAGUCACAGUUGCAGAAGCACUGAGCCAGAGGUAUGUGCCCUGCCCUGUCCUCACCUCCGGCACCUCAGUCGCUCCUUCCCCGGCCAUCAGGACCAGAGCCACCGGGGCAGGGAGAAAGGAUGAGGGCUGGGGAAGGAAGCGAGCAGAGUGUAGAGGUGGGAGGGCCGUGAGGACGUCGGGGAAGUCACCCUCCCAAAGGGCACAGCAUUUCAACCAGAAUCCAUUUCAAAACGUGAAUCAAGUGUUUCUUACAGUGGAUGCAAGACCUGAAAACCCGCAAGCUUGUGGCCACAGGGAUUUCUAUUUUUGCUGGUGAGUCAAGCAGGUCAUGACUCGCAGGAGAGACAACUACAAAUGAAACUUCAGCCCUAUUUUUUUCAUUGUUAGGAACUCAUCAUAGGCCCUAAUUCUAUAUCUUAUUUUAUUGGAAUUAAACUUGAAUAACCCAAAGUUUAA